Molecule: messenger RNA, 995 nt
Organism: Chara braunii
Lineage: Eukaryota; Viridiplantae; Streptophyta; Charophyceae; Charales; Characeae
Source: the annotation of a GenBank genome assembly
UCUAGUCGCAAGCAAGUGGAAGCACUGGUGGCAAGCAUACGUGGCAGUCAGUUUUUGCCUCCUCGGCGUCGUCUUCCACUUGGCGGAGCCCUCUGACAACCGAGAGGAGGACGAGAUCCCCGAUGAUGAGAUAAAGUUGCUGCUCGUCCAGGCUUGGAGAACGAACACGGAGGUUGAUUUUCUGGGAUGCUGUUCGGGGAAGUGCACGACGACCACCUAAUGUCCAUCACGGACAAACUGCUGGUGUUUUUGGGCCAAGUACUCGACGAUCUGCCAUUAGAGAUUCUCUCGCGCUGUGACCAGAAGCCCUGGACAACCACGCUCGUUCGCACGUUGGAGCCACAUCUUCAGUGGUCCGCGUGUACGGAGUUGGAGGAAGGAAGCUACUACGUGCCCUCGGCGGGCUCGUAUCUACACGUCGACGUCACUGAUCUUUCCACGUGGGACCCGCUCAUCCGGCGCGCUCCUGCACGAGAGACGAGUGAAGAAGAAGAGGAGGAGGACGAAGAAGAAGCAUCGGCAGAGGAAGAAGAUCGAGAAUCCGAUCCCGAUUAUCAAGGAUCGGAGGACGAAGAGCUGGGAGAGGCCGAUUCGGAGGAGGAGGCAGACGAAGAAGAAAAUGCGCCGAGGGAUACAAGUGAACCGGAAGCCGCGGCCCAGAGACGGCGAGAGGCAGCGGAAGGCAAGCAACCGAUCGUGGAAUCAGGGCCGUCGCCGCAACUACUGCAGGGCAAUCCAGCACUCGACCUGGAACCGUCGCGGGAGGAAGACGAACAAGAUGGAACCGCCGCCGCAGAGGGAUCAAGAAGUCGGCGCCACCGAAGAAGUCAAUCACCCUCCCAAUCCUCCCCAGUUCGAUCCACAACCCUUCGUCUGCACCAAGAUGCUGGCGCUCGGACUUCGUCUCCGGUCGUUAUCCCGUCGUCCCCGUGACUUCCUCACCGUCCAGCAGCUCCUAGGCCGACCCCCGUUCCCCGAUAUGUGGCAGCCAUUUC